AUGGACCUCAAGACGGUGCAGACGCCCGAGUGGCCGCAGCGCACCACGCCCACGCCGCCGACCCUCAAUCUGCCGGCAGUCGCGUCGCUCACGACCGCCGCGACAGGCGACCGCACCUACGUGUUGGACUUGCUGUUCGAGCCGUCGCAGCCGCUGCACAAUCUCGCCCUGCCUCUGCUCAGCGGCACGCAGUUCGCCUCCUAUGACGAUCUGAUUGCUGCUGUUGGCAUCCAGCUGACCGAGCUUGCCGAGAGCCCCAGCACCAGCGACACUGCGUGGUUGGAGCAGAUCCUCGGCGCCCAUCCGCGCCUUGGCGAGAAGAAGGUCGAGAGCGCACAGAGCAGGGCCGAGCAGGCCAAUCUAAGCAAGGCUGGCCCUGGCGCCGAGGCCGAAGCAGCGGAGUUGAAGCGGCUCAACGAGGAGUAUGAGCAGAAAUUCCCCGGUCUCAGAUAUGUUGUCUUUGUCAAUGGCCGUAGCAGGCCCGAGAUCUUCAAGAACAUGAAGGAGAGAAUAGAGAGGGGGGACGUAAACGCAGAGCGACAUGAAGCCAUCAAGGUAGAGACCCGCACGGAGCGAUAG
Messenger RNA from Diplodia corticola, 579 nucleotides. RefSeq names its product ohcu decarboxylase protein. Bases 1 to 579 code for a protein of 192 amino acids. The record is from RefSeq and is a predicted model, not a curated record. Lineage: Eukaryota; Fungi; Ascomycota; Dothideomycetes; Botryosphaeriales; Botryosphaeriaceae. The transcript has 2 exons.